Messenger RNA from Xenopus laevis (African clawed frog), 1972 nucleotides. It is a transcript of the gene rorc.S, whose product is annotated as RAR related orphan receptor C S homeolog. The transcript has 10 exons. Bases 279 to 1676 code for a protein of 465 amino acids. NCBI's taxonomy places the organism in Eukaryota, Metazoa, Chordata, Amphibia, Anura, Pipidae. The record is from RefSeq and is a predicted model, not a curated record.
GUUUAAUAGGAGAAAUUGGGUCCAUGUAUGAUCAAAAAGUAUAGGGCAAGAGAUGUUUGACAUUAAGAUCUACUUACAUUAAAGAACAAAUCAACAGGAAGAAGCCAGGAAGACCAUGACAUUAAGGAGAGCCCUGUCUCUUAUCUUGUAGAUCAUUCUCGCUGCUGAACAAGGAGGGAAUAUGUUGUGUUAAUGAGCGAAUAACACUCUGCGUUCUUGUCAAGUGGUUUGAAUUUCCUCAGUAAAUCCACAGAAAGGGGACAAAUAGACUUGUACAGAUGGGCAGAGCUCAGAUUGAAGUGAUUCCGUGUAAGAUUUGCGGAGAUAAGUCAUCGGGGAUCCACUACGGUGUCAUUACCUGUGAGGGAUGUAAGGGAUUUUUCCGGCGGAGCCAGCAUGGAAAGUUGAUUUACUCGUGCAGCCAACAGCAAAGCUGCCACAUUGAUCGUUCCAGCCGGAACCGUUGCCAGCACUGCCGGUUGCAGAAAUGUUUAGCUCUGGGCAUGUCACGGGAAGCCGUGAAGUUUGGGCGCAUGUCUAAGAAGCAGAGGGAUCUUUUGCAAGCUGAGAUGCAGCCUCACUUAAUUCCCUUCAGUGCUGAUACCCAAGGAGACAUGAUUGAUCUUCCCUCAUCUUCUGAGCUGCCAGCACCCUUUGUAUCUGUCUCAUGGACUGGACAUGGCAAAUGGGACACUGCCUGUUCAGCUCGGCCAUGCCCAGGGCCCAGAACUCAUCCUUUAGUCCAGAAUUGCCACCCAGAGAAACUACAGACAGAGACGGUGAGCCGAAAGUCUUAUCUUAGAGACCAUCAGCCUUACCUUGAGCAUUUAAGGCUAAACACCUUUCAAAGACUUCCUCCCUCUAUCCAGAGUCCGGAAUGUUAUGGGAGCCCAAACUUUUCCAGCUGCAUUAUAUUAGACCGUCUGAAUUCUGCUGUAGAGCUGGACCUCCUCAUGCAGAAUGUUGUAUGUGCCCACCAAGAGACGUGUAAGUUUCACCAGGAGAGUCUACAAAUGAGGAGAUGGGAAGCAUUUAGCCCAGCUGAAAUACAAAGCUUUCAACAGAAGACCCUGGACGAGAUGUGGGAACGCUGUGUGUGUCAAAUCAACGAGGCCAUCCAGUAUAUUGUAGAGUUUGCCAAACGUCUUAAUGGCUUCUUGGAACUGAAUCCCAAUGACCAGAUCGUUCUUCUGAAAGCUGGCGCUAUGGAGCUGCUCCUUAUUAGAAUGAGCCGCGCUUUCAACUGCUACAACAGCACCAUAUAUUUUGAAGGCAAAUAUGCUCCUCUGGAACUUUUCCAAUCACUCGGCUGCAAUGACCUCAUUAGCGCCAUGUUUGACUUGUGCCAUUCAUUGUGUGCUCUGAAUCUAUCUGAACAUGAAAUGGCCGUCUUCAGCUCCAUCAUUCUUCUGGAUCCAAGCCAGCCCUGGCUACAAGAAAAAGAAAAGGUAGAGCGUCUCCAUGUGAAACUAGAAUUAUCCUUCAGACAAAUGUUGAGAAGGACUCGUCGAGAAUCUAUUCUUUGCAAGCUUCCACAAAAGGGGAGACUGCUCAGCAUCUGUCAGCUGCAUAUGGAGAAGCUGAAUAUUUUCCGGCAGAUGUAUCCCGGCAUUGCGUGGGAGAGAUUCCCCCCUCUCUACCAAGAGUUGUUUGUUUCAGAGACAGAGAACCCUUGAAACAUAAUGGAGACCUGGAUUUCUCUCUGCUCCUUUAGAAGAUGUGUCCUUUUGCUCUCCACAAUUUUGAAGGCAUUCGGUUCUGUUAAUGUUCAAGAGGAACAAAGGAACCAGGAUUUUUCCUUUAAUGAACCUUCAUGCUUGAUAUCAUAUGAAAGUGCACAACUUAAUAUAAAUGAACUAAACCAAUCACUUGUUUAAGCAGAUUCCUUGUUGCUCUAGAACUGUAGCCAGGGACAGCAGAGUACCGUAUAUACUCGAGUAUAAGCCGAGUUUUUCAGCCCCCAAAAUAUGCU